AUGGUGGUGAACUGGAAGAACCAUGAGAGCACCGACCGUCUCAUUGCAUCUAUACUUGCAGCCCACCCAGAUCUCAAGGUAUCCCUCGUCCUCCUCCUAAUACGACUCCACUGCACCCCAAGUACUAACUUCCAAAAACAGCUUGACUACCACGCCAUGGCACUCGUUUUCGGACAAGGAGCGACAUACGACUCGAUUGAGGGGCGAUUCCGCCGCUAUCGCAAGAUAGCAGACGAGCUGAGAGACGAAGCCCACAGCCGUGGCAUCACCGAUAUCCCCCGCUAUGCAGGGCGCAACCAUGCGUCUGGUGGAAGCUCCGCCUCCACCCCUAGAACUCCUCGAGGCCCACGAGGCGGCAUCACCAAGAGCACCCCGUCAUCCAGCAGGAGCAGGAAUUAUCGCCACACCCAGACCCCAACCAAGCGGAAGACCAAGCCUGGUAGGUCUGUCAUGGAUGCUAUCUAUGUUGACGAUGCCGACACAGAGGGAGAGUCGAAGAUUAAACCUGAAAUUCCUGGUGAUCCUUCUGACAGCGGGGACGACGAUGUCAAAGUUGUUGACUCUCCUAGCAUGAAGGUUAAAAAGGAAAUAGUUGAGCACAAUAUGGCUGGUAUCUUUUCUCCCAUAAUUCCCAAAAAGGAGGAAGAAACUAGUGUCUUUGGGUCCAAAGCUGUGUCGACUCGUGCACGUGGUAUUCAGGGUCAUGACAAUGGAGCCUGUUACCCUGCUGGGAUGGAUGAGGAUCCAUCAUAUAUGGUUGAUAGUUACUUCGAAGGUGGCAGCAUGGACGAUAUUUACCGCGGAGCAGUUUAG
This is a messenger RNA of Aspergillus nomiae NRRL 13137, 813 nucleotides long. RefSeq lists its product as uncharacterized. The record is from RefSeq and is a predicted model, not a curated record. The coding region runs from base 1 to 813 and encodes 270 amino acids. The transcript has a single exon. Lineage: Eukaryota; Fungi; Ascomycota; Eurotiomycetes; Eurotiales; Aspergillaceae.